Chelmon rostratus (copperband butterflyfish) is the source of this 4196-nucleotide messenger RNA. It is a transcript of the gene adamts1, whose product is annotated as ADAM metallopeptidase with thrombospondin type 1 motif, 1. The transcript is spliced from 8 exons. Lineage: Eukaryota; Metazoa; Chordata; Actinopteri; Chaetodontiformes; Chaetodontidae. Gene Ontology annotation, biological process: proteolysis; extracellular matrix organization. The coding region runs from base 365 to 3202 and encodes 945 amino acids. Gene Ontology annotation, cellular component: extracellular matrix. Gene Ontology annotation, molecular function: zinc ion binding; metalloendopeptidase activity. The record is from RefSeq and is a predicted model, not a curated record.
AGGAAAAACCUGCCCCCUAACUCAGAGAGAGAGCUAGAAACUGAGACAGCUGCUGAGUUUUGGAGAGAGAGAGAGACCUGUUGGAAUUUACUGCCGAGAUCCAGCUUUUAUUUCCAUUUAAUGAAAUGACUUUUUAUGCAGCAAGUCAGCCCUGCACAUAACUUUAAAUGAGUUUUGCACUGGAUUUGAUCCCUUUUUAGAUUUUUAUGUGUGUGAGUAAUUUGGGGGACAGUUUUGUGGAAGUUCAGAGACUUUUGGUUUUAGGGUUUGUAGCUCAUAGUGGGAAACCUUUUAAAGGAUUUACUUGUUUCCCCGUAGAGACUUUAUUAUCAAAUUCUGUUUCCACUUGUCGGAUUUCAGUUAUAUGAUGUUGCUUUUACGCGUUUCCAUCGGCUUAAUUGCCGCUCUGUGCGUCGGCUCGGCGCACAGCGCCUGGGAGGACAGCACAGUGGUGCCGGUCAGACUAGAUCCGACGGCCCGGUCGGAGAGCGAAACCGAAUCGUGGCGGACUCUGUCCGCAGAGGAGAAGGAGAAGGAGGCGGAGAUGAGGGAGUACCGGUUGGACGUAUUUGGCAAGGAGCUGAUCUUGCAGCUAGAGCCUGACCAGACCUUCUUGGCGCCGGGUUUUGUCUUCCACAUUGUGGGGACUCCCGAGUCCGAACCGACACAGGAACCCAAGAACGGAGCCGAGCCGGGUUGCUUCUUCUCGGGCACAGUGAACGGAGAGGAACACUCCGCCGCUGCUCUCAACCUGUGCCACGGACUGAGGGGCGGAUUCUACUUUCAGGGUGAAGAGUAUUUUAUUCAGCCCCUUAACUCGAGCGACUUCCUUGGCACCGAGGAGGAUGUCCACACGAUCCGCCGGAGAGGUCGGGAAGCUUUGGCUGAGGAGGGGAGCUCCAAGUGCGGGGUCAACGAGGACGAGGAGAGGAUGCCAAAGAAUCUGGAGGAAGAAGGCAAGCAGGCAGCAGCUAACACAGACCAGACAGCCCACCACAGGACCAGGCGUUUCGUUUCUACCCCUCGCUACCUGGAGAUCAUGCUGGUGGCUGACCAGUCCAUGGCCGAGUUCCACGGCGCCGGGCUCAAACCCUACCUGCUGACCAUCAUGGCAGUGGCAUCCCGCCUCUACCGCCACCCCAGCAUCCACAAUUCCAUCAGCCUGGCUGUGGUGAAGCUGCUGGUGGUGUACGAGGAGGAGCGAGGCCCCCAGGUGUCGUCGAACGCCGCCAUGACCCUCCGCAACUUCUGCCAGUGGCAGCGGCAGCACAACCCGCCGAGUGACCGCCACCCCGAGCAUUACGACACCGCCGUGCUCUUCACCAGGACGGACCUGUGUGGCGCCCACUCUUGUGACACUCUGGGCAUGGCAGAUGUUGGCACAGUGUGCGACCCUGACAGAAGCUGCUCCAUUAUUGAGGAUGAUGGGCUGCAAGCAGCAUUUACUGUGGCGCACGAGCUGGGCCACGUCUUCAACAUGCCUCAUGAUGAUGCCCAGCUGUGCUCUGGGGUCAACGGUGCCCACUGGGGCUCCCACAUGAUGGCCUCCACCCUGUCCAACCUUGACCAGCAGCAGCCUUGGUCCCCCUGCUCCGCCCUCAUGGUCACCACCUUCCUGGACAAUGGCCACGGUCAGUGCCUGCUGGAUAAGCCGGUCAAACCUCAGCCACUGCCACAGCCCCUGCCCGGGACUGUCUAUGACGCGGACCAUCAGUGUCGGCUGACCUUCGGCGAAGACUCCCAGCACUGCCCUGAUCUGAGCACCACGUGCGCGGCUCUGUGGUGCACCGUGACGACAUCCAACGGUUUGCUGGUGUGCCAGACGAAGAACUUCCCCUGGGCCGAUGGAACGGCGUGCGGGCAUGACAGCUACUGCCUGGCUGGACAGUGUCUCACGAAGAGCCAAGCCGCCAAACACCAGACUCCUGUCAACGGUGGCUGGGGAGUGUGGGGUCCCUGGGGCGACUGCUCUCGGACCUGCGGCGGAGGGGUGCAGUAUUCUUUUCGUUCCUGUGACAACCCUUUGCCCAAGAACGGGGGCAAGUACUGCGAGGGAAAGAGGAUCCAAUACCGCUCCUGUAACACGGAGACCUGCCCUGAUACCAACGGCCUGUCAUUCCGUGAGGAGCAGUGCCUCGCCCACAAUGACAUGUCAGCCCAAGUGUCGCUGGGUUCAGGCGAGGGUGUCGAGUGGGUGCCCAAGUAUGCUGGAGUUUCACCCAAAGACCGCUGCAAGCUGGUGUGCCGGGCCAAGGGGACUGGCUACUUCUUUGUCCUCAAAUCCAAGGUGGCUGAUGGCACACCCUGCAGCCCAGACUCCACCACAGUUUGUGUUCAAGGCCAGUGCGUCAAGGCUGGAUGUGAUCGCGUCAUCGGCUCUAACCGCCGCUUUGAUAAGUGCGGCGUGUGUGGUGGCGACGGCUCUACCUGCAAGAAAGUGUCUGGCUCUCUGGAGCGCGCCAGGCCUGGUUACCAGGAUGUCGUCACGAUCCCUGCUGGCGCCACCCACCUGGACGUCAAACAGCGUGCCCCAGGCAAUGGUCGUCAUGAUAACAGCUACUUGGCAGUGCGCCGCCAGGAUGGCACCUAUUUGUUAAAUGGUGACUACAAGCUGAUGACCAUGGAGACCGACAUUGCCUUGCGAGGUGCACUGUUGCGAUACAGCGGCUCUUCUGCCACCCUGGAGCGCAUCCGGAGCUUCGCCCCACUUCCUGAGCCCCUUACCAUCCAGGUGCUGUCUGUGGGAGAAGCCCCAAGGCCUCGGGUGAAGUACAGCUACUUUGCACCCAGACCCAACAAUGCUGCCUCAGUGUCCAACAAUGGAGGCCGCCGCCAGUCCAUCAAUGCCAUCCGGGAGGUGGGUGGAGCCGAGUGGACCCUGAGGGAGUGGGGUCCGUGCUCCCAGACCUGCGGAGGAGGUAUGCAGCAGAGAGAAGUCGUGUGUCUGGAUCCCCACGGUCGUCCCUCCAGAGAUUGCCCGGAGGAGCUGCGCCCCUUGGCCUCGAGGUCCUGCGCCACCCAGACCUGCCCCUCCUGGCUUCUCGGGGAAUGGUCCGCAUGCUCCAAGACCUGCGGACGAGGCUUCCGCAAACGCCAGCUGCGCUGCAUGGGCCACGACGGGCGCACGCUAACCCACGACAGCUGCGACCCCAAAGACCGGCCGCGACCCCUGCUGGAACUGUGCAAUCAGGGUGCCUGCUAAGGACUGCUUCCACAAUCUAACCUCCUUUCAUACAGCCAGGCUGAUGAAUGUUUACACCCAGAGCAAGAGCGCUGCAGAUUUUCGUGGGUUCCAGGUCGUCUAAUAGUCCCACAGUGACUGCGACUGUACAGGACAAUUGUUACCCAUUCCCUCCAUCUAUUUUGAGGCCAGACGUUGGUCCACAGUGGCGCUGCCACCUCGCCACACAAAUAAGGACUGAUGACCUCAGUGCAGCAGUGGCAUACUUUGCCUUCCAUUCGGAGAAGAAAGCAUGGACAUUCCUGAUUUCCUAAAGGAGCAUGCUGCUUACCGUGCCAAUGUCAUGCUUGUGUGUAUGAAUGCGAGUGUGUGUGUGUCAAAUUUUUAAUGCAUGUAUAUGUUUGUCCAAGCUGGGCUGGACAGAUACAUUAGGGUUGGGGUGGGGGAGGUUAUUGCAGAGUAUAUAAAGAAACAAGUGAAAGAGAAUAGGUCAUAGUCUACUUGCUCACCCCAUCAGGUAUGGAAAAUAAGAUAGCUAAUAGUCAUAGUGUUUAUGUUCAAACUUGCCAGUCUACGUUUAUUUAUCACAAACCUGUAGCACUUCAUCUUUGUUUUUGCCAGCGGCACAUUGUAACACCCAGUUGUCUCUAAAUGCCUCAGUACACAGGACUUUAUCCUUUAGCCAUAUCUUGCCCUCGUCUACACAGCCUUCAAUGAGGGAACUCUUCAACGACCAAAGAGGAGUGUGAGAGUGUGUGUGAGCGUUUGUGUGUGUGUGCAUGUGUGGAGACCUAAAGAGGGACUUGUCUCCUGCUACUACUUCAUAAGUAAGUCUCUCCUGCCUUCCGCGAAGGCACCUCGUUUUUUUUUCUAUCGAUUCUUUUCCUUUUGUACAGAAUAUCCAAACAUUAUUUAUUUUUGUACAGCCUGUUAAAUAUAAUCAUGUGGCUUUUUUAAUAUUAUUUUUUAUUGUUAUUGAGAUCACAGAAGGGAGUAGAAUAUAUAGAGUAUUUAU